This is a messenger RNA of Hippopotamus amphibius kiboko, 2681 nucleotides long. RefSeq names its product RAB7A interacting MON1-CCZ1 complex subunit 1 (gene RIMOC1). Gene Ontology annotation, biological process: mitophagy. NCBI's taxonomy places the organism in Eukaryota, Metazoa, Chordata, Mammalia, Artiodactyla, Hippopotamidae. The transcript is spliced from 6 exons. The coding region runs from base 198 to 1079 and encodes 293 amino acids. The record is from RefSeq and is a predicted model, not a curated record.
GAGGUGGAGAGAGAAGUCCCAGGGGAAGAAAAUAACCCAGAACAACCUUCGCGGGCCUGAGCCUGCCCUCUUUCGGAGCUGGGGACCCCCUCCCACCUACCGGGAGAGCCCCGCCCCCACGCCCCGCCCGCGCCAGAGGAUCAGGUGACCGCGGGCCGGCGCAGUCACGUGGCUGGGCGCGCCCGCCCGUUGUGGCCAUGGCGGCCUCAAGCUCCAGUGUGGUGAGGCGAGUGGAGGAGCUCGGGGACCUGGCUCAGGCCCACAUACAACAACUUAGCGAAGCCGCCGGCGAAGAUGAUCACUUUUUAAUUCGGGCCUCUGCAGCUCUAGAAAAAUUAAAGCUUCUAUGUGGAGAAGACAAAGAAUGUUCAAAUCCAUCAAAUCUUCUAGAACUUUACACACAGGCUAUUUUGGACAUGACAUAUUUUGAGGAGAACAAGCUAGUAGAUGAAGAUUUUCCUGAAGAUUCUUCACAAAAAGUAAAAGAGUUGAUCAGUUUUCUUUCAGAACCAGAAAUUUUGGUUAAAGAAAAUAAUAUGCAUCCAAAACACUGCGAUUUGCUUGGGGAUGAACUCCUGGAAUGUCUCUCUUGGAGACGAGGAGCCCUACUCUACAUGUAUUGUCAUUCUCUGACCAAAAGGAGAGAAUGGCUCACCAGAAAAUCUAGCUUGCUUAAAAAGUACCUUGUUGAUGGAAUCAGUUACUUGCUACAGAUGCUGAAUUUUCGGUGUCCCAUCCAGUUAAAUGAAGGAGUUUCUUUCCAAGACCUAGACACAGCUAAAUUACUGAGUGAAGGAAUAUUUAGUGACAUUCAUUUGCUGGCUAUGAUGUACAGUGGAGAAAUGUGUUAUUGGGGAUUGAAGCAUUGUGCAGAUCAACAGCCAGAAAAUCAUGAAAUGGAUACUGGUGUUUCUGGAGCAAGCUACACUACACACAAAGAACCCUUGGAUUUCCGAGAAGUAGGAGAAAAAAUUUUGAGAAAGUAUGUAUCUGUGUGUGAAGGACCCCUGAAAGCACAAGAAUGGAAUACAACAAAUGCAAAACAAAUUUUAAACUUCUUUCAGCAUCACACUAACUAGUAAGUUCAUCUAGUCCUUUUCAAACAGAAAAAGAAACAAAAAGACUCAGGAAAUGGAAGUUCCAGAAGAGAAGACAUACUGAUACUAAAUUUAAGAACAUUACAGUACAUAAAGAUAGCCAGCACGGUUACCCUUUUUAAAAUGCCAUCACCAUCUUUCACUGUAUAUUCUUAAAUCUGUGAAGGAAUGAUUCUUUAAUUUCUAAAAUGGCAUUUAUGUUAUUCUAACUCAGCCUGAACUACAGAUAUCCUGUAACUAAUACUAAGGAGAAAUCCAAUCUAUCUCUAUAAAGAUUUUUUUUUUCUAUUACUUUAGAUUUUUUUUUAUUGUGGUACAAUAUACAUAACAUAAAAUUGAACAUUUUAACUGUUUUUAGAUUAUUUUUUAAUCUCCCUAUCUUGAAGUUUGCUAUGCUUCAAAGAUUAAAAUCAAGUCACCUCUUUGCUUUGGAAAUAUGCUAUAGAUAUAAAAAUUGACAAAAUGAAAAGUUGUGACUAAUAUCCAUGUACCAUUUCCAGAAUAAGAUAAAUAACAAAAGACUCCACAAAAUAAUUUCUGUUUGUUUCACCACAUACUACUAAUGGCAUUAAAAAUUUUUAGUCUAUUAGGUAUUUUAUAAAAAUUUAAAAAUGAUUUUCCUGUUUUGUUUGAAAGAAUAUACAUGGUUUAUUAAAUGAGCAAUGAAGAUAAAAGCAAGUUAGGUUAGUCCGCCAUUAGUCAUAUGUCUUUAGGGCACAUCUUUUCAUAUAUUUUGAAAUUUUAGUAUUUUUUGUCUUUUAUUGUAGGGGCGAGUGUUAAAGGCCAAGAGCCUAACGUGGUAUCUUGCUGACAGUCUUUUUGUCUGUCUCAGUUCCUGUUGUCUUGGGAUGAUCUGUCUGAUACCUUGCCAGUAUCAGACAGAUCAUCUGGAUAUUGACUUCCUCACAUUCCAGGAACUUAACUCCCAUGGCUACACCAUGAACAUCACCAUCCUGAGUUUCUCUUUCUGAAAUGUUAAAUUUCAAUAGCUAGUGACAUUUUCAUCUUUCCAGCUUUUUACUUCCUCAUUUUUGUUGAUUUUUCUCUAUUCCUUUUCUAUCUCUUUAGCUUCUUCAUAGCCGCCGCCUCUUGCUGCUCCCUUUUCUCCUCACAGUCAGCCUCUUUCAGAUUUUUCUCCUUCCAUGUCUAGCCUCGGGCUUAUGGCGCACCAUAUGAAGUGCUCCCCACAGUCCCUUCAAAUCCAUCUUCCUCUUGUCCUUCAGCCUAAUCAUUCUGCAGGCCCUCCACAUUGAAUUAAUCCUAUCACUUCCACCUUCUUUUCUGGGAUUCUGAGUUCCAUGUGAAGUUCCUGCAGCUCCUUCAAAGUGGAAUCACUCUAAGUAUCUCACCUUCAGCUUUAGAAGAUCCCUCAGCGUAAGCCUUUCAUCUGUUACUAGUGUGGCCCCUGUCCCUUUCCCACUGUGGUUAAUCCAGACUCUAACUUGCCUCAUCACUUUCCUCUGGCCCUUUGCCCCCUCCCCUAGGACAUGGCUCUUGGUCCUGUCUUGCAAAAAAUAGAGACUAUGAAGAGGUCAGUGUCAGUUUUACCCACUUUGCCCUACUCAUUUCCCCCUUUUUUUAGAG